AUGCUUUUCAUUCAGGCACCCAUCGUCGCUGCAGAGGUUGUAAAAAUCGGUGUACUUGCACCAGUAUCAGGCGCACAAGCGGCAGACGGGCAGGAGAUGGUCAACGGUGCGCAAAUGGCAGUUGAUGAGCUCAAUGAUGGUGGCGGUGUUGCAGGCCAUACAUUUGAAUUGGUCGUCGGUGAUGUGGUCGACGGUGCUGCUGAUAAAGUCACCACCGCUGCUGAGCGAUUGCUCGGUGACCGGUCGAUGGGGGCAAUCAUGACCGGUUAUGCAAGUCCUUCCAACUUUGAAAUUGAGCUAAUGGCUGAGCAAGAAAUGAUCUAUAUGGUCUCUGCAAACUCUUCUCAGACGGAAGGCAUCAUCAGUGAAGAUCCGGCAGCGUUUCCAACAAUCUGGUCACUCACACCGUCAUUCGAUGGCUAUAACACAGAGAUCGUGCCGGUCAUAGAUGGUCUGGCAAAUGAUGGCAAGCUGGCAUUGCCUAAUAAGAAAGUUGCACUGAUUUCUUCUGACAACCCGUAUUCGAAGGGAAUCGCAGACGGAAUGGUUGAAGCAUUUGGCGCAGCGGGGUGGGAGGUGACAACCAAUGAUCUUCUACCGUUUGGUGAAAUCAAUGACUGGCGCGGAUUUCUCGGUAAAGUAAGGCAGGAUGAGCCGUCAGUCGUCAUUAAUACUGAUUACCAAUCUGCAAACGCUGCAUUGUUUGUUUCUCAAUUUAACGAAGAACCAACCAACAGCCUGGUGUUUAUUCAGUACGCACCCUCUGUACCUGAAUUUCUCGAGCUUACCAAAGAGCAGUCUUCCGGUAUUGUCUACAACUUGCUGGGUGGAAUUUUAAAUACGCCAACCAAUCCUCGUGCUUCUGAAGUCAUCGAGAAGUAUAAAAAGAGUUUCGGUAACGAGCCGGGAACCUAUGGAGCUGCGCUGUACGAGCAGGUUUUAAUCUAUGCAGCAGCACUUAAAGAGGUUGGUGAUCCGGCUGAUCGGGUAGCAAUCGGUAAUGCUAUCGGUGCAUCGACUACUCAAACUGCCAUGGGUUCGGUUAAGUUUGAUGCAGAUACUCAUUUGGCAGAGCAGUCAAAUGAGGGAAUACCGCUACAGUUCUACCAGAUUCAGGAAGGUAAGAGAGCGUUGUUCUACCCACCUGUUUACGCAACAGGUGAGUUCGCACAGCCUGGCUGGAUGAAGAAGUAG
Nerophis lumbriciformis (worm pipefish) is the source of this 1194-nucleotide messenger RNA. The record is from RefSeq and is a predicted model, not a curated record. Lineage: Eukaryota; Metazoa; Chordata; Actinopteri; Syngnathiformes; Syngnathidae.